CAGCGAGCAACUGUUGAGCAGUCAAGAUGUCCGGCAAGGCAACCUAUGUGAAGCACAACAACGGCACCCAGAUCCAGUCCAUUGGAUUGGGCACCUACACGUCACUGGGCGGCGAUUGUGAACGGGCCACGCUCCAUGCAAUUGAUGUGGGCUACCGGCACAUAGACACCGCCUACUUCUACGAGAACGAAAACGAAGUGGGUGCGGCUGUUCAGAAAAAGAUUGCCGACGGCGUCAUCAAGCGGGAGGAUAUCCACAUCACCACCAAGCUCUGGUGCCACUUCCAUGAGCCGGAGAAGGUGGAGUACGCCUGCCGAAAGACCCUAAAGAACUUUGGACUGGAGUAUGUAGAUCUCUACUUGAUGCACUGGCCCUACUCCUAUGUCUACAGGGGGGAUAACGAAAUGAUGCCCACCGAUGCUAAGGGCGAGGUGGAACUCAACGACAUCGAUUACCUGGACACCUGGCGUGCCAUGGAGAAGCUGGUGGAACUGGGCCUCACCAAAAGCAUCGGCGUUUCCAAUUUCAACUCGGAGCAGUUGACUCGCCUGCUGGCCAACUGCACGAUCAAGCCGAUCCACAACCAGAUCGAGUGUCAUCCCGCUUUGAACCAGAAGAAACUGAUUGCCCUGUGCAAAAAGAAUGACAUUGUGGUGACCGCCUAUUGCCCGCUGGGAAGACCCAAUCCCGCUGAAAAGACUCCCAAUUACAUUUAUGAUGCCAAGGUCCAGGCUAUUGGAGACAAAUACAAGAAGUCUACAGCCCAAGUUGUGCUCCGAUAUCUGAUUGAGAUCGGAACCAUUCCAUUGCCCAAGUCAUCCAAUCCCAAGCGCAUCGAGGAGAACUUUAAGAUCUUCGACUUCAAGCUGGAUGCUGAGGAUCAUGCUGUUCUGGAUUCGUAUCACACUGGAGAGCGAUUGAUUCCCAUGAGCCAUGCUGUUAAGAGCAAGAACUAUCCAUUCCAUAUCGAAUUUUGAGCGGGAAUGAAGGAAAAUUAUUGAUAUUCAGUUCAAUAUGAUAUUCUGAGAAACAAACCACUUCACAGUGAAGAUUUAAUGUCUGUUUUUGUAUUUGUUAAAUAAAUAAAGGUUUGAUACCGCUUUUAUUAUAA
Molecule: messenger RNA, 1111 nt
Organism: Drosophila eugracilis
Lineage: Eukaryota; Metazoa; Arthropoda; Insecta; Diptera; Drosophilidae
Product: aldo-keto reductase family 1 member B1
Exons: 6
Coding region: 27-977 (316 amino acids)
Cellular component (GO): cytosol
Molecular function (GO): aldose reductase (NADPH) activity
Source: RefSeq, a predicted model, not a curated record